AUUCGACUUGUCCUACAGAACCUUCCGCGCAGUUUGAGUGAAACAUAUAACCGGCUACUGAAUAGAAUCGAGGGCGUCGAGAGAAAAGAUAUGAUCCAAAGGAUGUUCAAAUGGAUUGUGUGUGCACGCGAACCGAUACACCUGGAAGAAUUGCGAGAAGCUAUUGCAUUCACGUUGGAAGAUCUUGCAUACGACUCUGGAAAGCUUCCCACAGACUUGAAUCGCCUUAUUCGUGCUUGCGGUAAUCUUGUGGUAGUUGAUGAGGAGACACAAAUCAUCCAACUCGCACAUCACACUGUGCAACAAUACCUGUUACAACAAGAUGGCAGUCCUUUCCAAUUCACAAUCAAGGAUGCCAAUGUAAUGGCUGGCGAAUUCUGCGUGGCAUAUCUGAGCUUCGCUAAUUUUGAGAGCCAAGUUACAAGAUACGCGGAAAAUAAGAAUACGGACAUG
Messenger RNA from Hyaloscypha bicolor E, 453 nucleotides. RefSeq lists its product as uncharacterized. The record is from RefSeq and is a predicted model, not a curated record. The annotation marks the transcript as partial. NCBI's taxonomy places the organism in Eukaryota, Fungi, Ascomycota, Leotiomycetes, Helotiales, Hyaloscyphaceae. The transcript has a single exon.